AUGAAUUCUGCAAACAAGGCCAGUUACAACAAUAAGACCUACGCUUCGGUGUUCGCCAGACAGCCUCCUCGAAUCCUCAUUGUGGAUGUGACUCCGCCCUUGUGGUUGGACACCUGCACUAACCUGUGCGAGGCACUGGAAAAUUUCUUCUCCCUUGCGUGCAGCUUGGCCGGCCCCUGUCGCGUCCCAUUGCUAAGCCUCUACGUGGUCCAUAACCAACAGGAAUGUCUGCUUCCUUUUGUGCAAGUUAAGGGUAACUUUGCCAGACUACACUCAUGUGUCACAGAGCUCAGGUCAAUGCCAAAGGAGGGAUGUUUACGACAAAAGCCGGACUCUCUCGCCCAUGCGAUUGAAGACGGUGUGCUGCAGUUCAAACAGUACAUGCGUCACAUGACUGUUGGAGGGUCCCUGAACAGCUGCUCAGUGGAGAUUACCGUGCUGACCAGCCAGCCAGGCAGGCAUGUGGUAAAGCAGCUGGAGUCUGGGCUGAGCAGCACUGACCUGGUCAGUCUCAGGAGGGUGCAGGUCGUCCACAUCUCAAAGGGAAACCCACUGAUGAUGACAGACAUGGAUUGGAGCCCACAGCCACUUUCUGGAGAAGAGGGGGAAAUGGAUGAGAAUGCAAUUCUGGGCACAGACAUUGACCUACAGAGCGUGGAGAAUGAUGCUGUCUGUCUGGAGAGCUUCUUCAAGGCCUGGCUGCAUGACCACAGCUCUGACAAAGAGCAUCUCCACCUGCUCCUGCCUCCGGGGGGUUUCACAGACAAGAGCAGCCCGAUGUGUUUGAAGUGUGAUGUUCAGGAAAGGCUCCUCAGUCCAACCCUGCUCCCUGGAGCUGCAGACUUCACUGUGAAGACCGAAAGUGUCAAAGACUUCCAGCAGACCCACAAGGCCCCAGCCAACCUGUACCGGCUCAGAGUCCUAAAGGCCCUGAAAUCCAGUGGGGUGUGUGAGUCUGUGUUCUUCGGACUUCCUGUCAUCAUAAGGCCCACAAACUGCUGGCAGCUGGACUGGGAUGAACUGGAGUCCAACUACCAGACCUUCCAGGCUCUCUGCCACACCCUGAGGAACAGAGACUGGUUGCUGCUGGCACGCUGUGAGCCCCAGACUCAGGGGCCGAGCUGGAGGGUCACUGUAUACUCAUACUACGUUAUCCAGCCCUCCGCCUCCCUCACCCUGCUCAUGAAGCCUGUGGUGGUCAGGGAGUUGCUGCUGCCCUGCCACCUUCCUGUGGUAGACGAGGAACCACCAGAGGCAGCACUCAGCAGAAUACAGAGUUCGCUGGAUGUACUCGAUGUGGACCCUGCAUACAACCCUUUGGCCCUGAAAAGCAACCUGUACAAGCACCUGCGUGGGCUCCUGGGCAGGACUCCCUACAGACAACAGACACAGCGCAGAGAGCAGCGUCCCUCAGAGCAGCCUCCACACCGGCAGGUGAGAGUAUAGGGCAGGGCAUUAAUCUGGGGGACCAGGGGACUGCGCAUGGCAUA
This is a messenger RNA of Polyodon spathula (Mississippi paddlefish), 1490 nucleotides long. Its product is annotated as meiosis 1 associated protein. The transcript has 8 exons. NCBI's taxonomy places the organism in Eukaryota, Metazoa, Chordata, Actinopteri, Acipenseriformes, Polyodontidae. The coding region runs from base 1 to 1446 and encodes 481 amino acids. The record is from RefSeq and is a predicted model, not a curated record. Gene Ontology annotation, biological process: male meiosis chromosome separation; meiosis I; spermatogenesis.